GAACAGGAAGUAUGUGUCGGCGAAAACCCGACCCACAUCUCAAAGUGACACAACGGUUACGGGCUAAAUCGCACAGGUCUUUUUAACAGCCGUUAAAAGACCCGUUCUUGCCAAUUUGCUGACGUAAAAGAUGGGCGAAUCCUUGGAGAGGACCACAGAGGGGCCCUUGAUGCCUCUUGCAGAGGAACCCGGCCGAGACGAGGAGGGAAACAGCCCGACGCGCUCCAGCGAGUUACGCUGGGAAGAUGAAGGUCUACCCAUGGAGCUGCAGAGAGGGAUGGAAACCCUACGAGUGAACAGGGAACUGACCGAUGUGGUCCUGUGUGUUCAGGGACAUGAGUUCCCUUGUCAUCGAGCCGUACUCGCCGCCGCCAGUCAGUACUUCAGGGCCAUGUUUUGCAGCGGCCUGAGGGAGAGUCGUGAGAAGCAUGUGGAAAUAAAGGGCUUGGACAGUGGCACGAUGAGCUUUCUCCUGGAGUACACCUACACCAGUCGAGCCCUCCUUACAAACUCAAAUGUCCAGAGAAUACUGGAGGCUGCCAGUCAGUUUCAGUUCCUGCGCGUGGUGGAUGCAUGUGCCGGCUUCCUGACCAAGUCUCUGAACCUGGACAGUUGCAUCGGCAUCCUGAAUCUGGCCGAAAGCCACGCCCUGCCGGCGUUGACCAGCGGCGUUCGAGACUACAUCACCGCCCAGUUCUCCCAGGUGGUCCAGCAGCAGGACUUCCUGGAGGUGCCGGGGGAGUCGCUGGAGGCCGUCCUCCAGAGGGACGACCUCGAUGUGAAGUGCGAGGAGCGCGUUUUCGAAGCCCUAAUGCGCUGGGUCAGAGCCCGGCAGGAGGAGCGCUGUCCUUCGCUGGCCAGGUUACUUUCAUUUGUGCGACUGCCACUGUUGGAGCCUGCUUACUUUGUGGAAAAGGUGGAGUCAGACGAGUUGAUUCGACGCUGCAGCGAGGCGUUUCCUCUGCUGCAAGAGGCCCGCCACUAUCACCUCACCGGCAGGGAGGUGGUCUCUGAGCGAACAAAACCCCGCGUGCAGCACUUUCUGUCAGAGGUGUUCCUGAUCAUCGGAGGCUGCACUAAGGAAGAGCGCUUCGUCUCCACCGUCACCUGCCUGGACCCUCUCAGACGCAGCAGGCUGGAGGUUGCCCGCCUGCCAAUCACAGAGAUGGAGGAUGAAUCCCAAAACAGGAAAUGGGUGGAGUUUGCCUGCAUCACCUUCCGCAAUGAAGUUUAUAUAUCUGGAGGUAAAGAGACACAGCAUGAUGUUUGGAAAUAUAAUGGGGCCCUGGACAAGUGGAUCCGAAUUGAGUCCCUGACGACUGGCCGCUGGCGACACAAGAUGGCCGUUUGUGGGGGAAAGGUGUAUGCACUGGGUGGAUUUGAUGGAGUUCACAGACUCAAUAGCGUAGAGGCCUACGAUCCCUUCCACAAUCGCUGGAUGAAGGUGACACCUCUCGCAGUAGGUGUGAGCUCAUUUGCUGCUGCAAGUUUUGACAGAUGGAUCUAUGUGAUUGGUGGCGGGCCGAACGGAAAGCUGGCAACAGAUCAGGUUCAGUGUUGGCAACCGGGGACAGACAGCUGGGAACUGCGGACCCCCAUUCCCAUCGAAACCAAGUGCACUAAUGCGGUCACCUUCAAGGACUGCAUCUACAUAGUGGGCGGCGCCAUGCAUGCCAUGUACUGCUACUCGCCCCUGUCAGACUCCUGGACCCUCGUGACCCGUCCAGGCGAGAGGGCGAGCUGCGCCAUCGCUGCCUGCAACAACAAAAUCUUCAUCACGGGAGGACGGGAUGACAAAAACCAAGUUAUCUCCACGGUGAUGUGCUGGGACUCCACCAAAGGGGUGCUGACGGAGGAGUGUGUUUUACCGAUGGGAGUGUCCCACCACGGCAGUGUGACACUCAUGAAGUCCUACACACACAUACACAGAAUAACACCUGCUUCAGAGGGCCAAUGACAUCGCCUCUUGUGAACAGCACCGGGAGGGUGCCAAUUUUUUUGCAUGCGUUGCUAUGUACAUUUUAUUGUCAUUUUUUGCAGCUUUAAGCGCGUCACUAUUUUAUACGAUGAAAAUGUUAUGUAAUUAAUUGCUAAAGCGGACUUUAGAAAUACGUGUUUCAUGGCUUUCAGUUCACACAAAGCUUGCUGAGGUUGAUAAAAUGAACAUAUGCAUAUUGUAAUAUCGCCUCAAGGACUUUUUUGGGAACCUUACAAAGCGCUUGCACUUUUCUUAAAAUGUUUUUGAUAAUGUUUUACACACGAACACACAAUCACACAUGAAUGUUUUUCCAUUACUUCAAUCAUUUCCAGAAGACACAUUCUAACAAUAACCAUAACUGCUAUUGGCCUAAUACAAACCCUCAAACAAGAUGAAUAAUGGUGAUGAAUCAUACUAACUUGUCAAAAAAAGCACUGAAAGUAGUUUAAUAAAUGAAAGACAUGAAUAGUUGGCAGCCUGCUUAACCAGGUAGACCCGUUCCUCAAAUCCCUCAAACAUUUCUACCGGAAAAGAAUUUCUCUCCGGCACAUAAGAAUAGAAAACCACUCACACGUCAAUCAAACGGACAAGCUUCCUGUAAAUUUUCAAAAUAAAAUGCACUAACAUAAAGUCGUAACAAAGUUACAAAGGUCAGUAAAAUCAUAAAAAUAAAAUAACGUUCAUUAGAAACGGACUUUUUCGUCACCUCAAUGCUGAAGUUGAUGAAAUAAGGAUAUAAUGUGUUAUUGUAUUCAUGUACAAAUUCUAAAGUUAUUACCACACCUGCUGUGGAUGUGUGGCCAUAAAGGGUAUUUUAUUAUGGAAAAGGGAAGUCAUAAAGUCAUUUCAUCCUUCAGCUUACCUGCAGCUCCCAACGACUCGUGUAGGAGCACCUGGACGUGAACAGUCGUCUCAGCCUGUUAAACCUGCUCGUAGAUAAUAAUCUGUGGACUUUACCCUGUCGAGAAGGAAGGUCGUCCACUUUAUUCACCCGUUUCACCUGAAUCAUUAACACCUGCUACGAAGUGAAAGUAAAUGUAAAACGCGGCUGCACAAGAGAUCUUUUUGUGCAUUUCUUCCGAAAUGGCUGCCUGGUAUUUUCUCAUCUGUUUCCUCGCCAUUCCCUCGUGCCUGGGUGAGUUUACGCGUCGGUGAUACUAAAGGUUUAUACUUUUGAAAAGUAGUUUUUCAGUCCUAUGACUUCUUCUGGUAUGAAUCUAAUAUCCUUCUGAAAACAAUCCACUUGGAAUGCAGUGAUAGUCUGAGGACCAGGAGAAUACCUGAUACACCUGAUCCUUUGACUACACACCUGUAGUUACACCUGUACACCUGUGCUGUAAAAUGAUCAUUCUGUUGAGAUUAUAUGAAGGUUGCAGUUUGUGUGCUUUUAUGUUGGAUUGAAUUAUCAUUAAAGUUCUGACAAAAUAA
This is a messenger RNA of Gasterosteus aculeatus aculeatus (three-spined stickleback), 3406 nucleotides long. RefSeq names its product kelch-like family member 6 (gene klhl6). NCBI's taxonomy places the organism in Eukaryota, Metazoa, Chordata, Actinopteri, Perciformes, Gasterosteidae. Gene Ontology annotation, molecular function: protein binding. The record is from RefSeq and is a predicted model, not a curated record.